CUCUCUCUCUCCCCCCUCUCUAUAUCCCCCAUUUCUAUCUCUCCAUCUCCUUCUCUCCCCCCUCCCUAUCUCUCUCCUAUCUCCUCUCCCCAUGUCUUCGUACCGUGUGUCGAGCUCCAGCUCCAGCAGCAUCGGUGGCCCCUCGUUCAGGAGGGUGUUCGGGGCUCCGGCUCCGGCUCUGUCCCCCGUGUCCCGCUUGUCGAGCCCGGCCAGGUCUCCGGCACCAGCGGCGGGGACGAGGAGCAGCGGCUACCGCCAGCGCAGCAGCAUCAGCAGCAUCAACACCCCGGCGAGAGCCUCCUGCCACCGGCGGGUGGACCUGGCGGCGGUCGAGGCCGUGAACCAGGAGCUGCUGGCGACCCGCAGCAGCGAGAAGGCCGAGCUGCAGGAGCUCAACGACCGCUUCGCCAGCUUCAUCGAGCGGGUGCGUUUCCUGGAGCAGCAGAACUCGGCGCUGGCCGCUCAGCUCGCCCACAUCCAGAGCCAGGAGCCGGGCAGGGCAGCUCGCCUCUACCUGCAGGAGAUCCGGCAGCUCCAGCAGCAGCUACAAGCCGUGGGCCAGGACCGAGACCGCGUCCUCGUCGACAAGGACAAUCUGGCCGAGGAUCUGCACUGCCUGAAGCAGCGGUUGGAAGAGGAAGCACAGAAGAGGUACGAUGCUGAAAAUAAUCUGGUCCUGUUCAGGAAGGAUGUUGAUGACGCAACUUUGGCCCGGCUGGAGCUGGAGAGGAAAGUGGAAUCACUCCUGGACGAGAUCGAAUUUCUCAAGAAGUUACACGACGAGGAGCUGCGGGACCUCCAGGUGAAUCUGCAGGCCUCGCAGAUACAGGUGGAGAUGGAGGUGGCCAAGCCCGACCUGACGUCGGCGCUGAAGGACAUCCGCACCCAGUACGAGACCAUCGCCAGCAACAACGUGCGGGAGACCGAGGACUGGUACAAGUCCAAGUUCACGGAUCUGACGGAUGCAGCGAACCGCAGCAACGAGACGCUGCGGCAGGCCAAGCAGGACCUGAACGAGUCGCGGAUGCACAUCCAGGCGCUGACCUGCGACCUGGAAGCGCUGAGAGGCACCAACGACUCGCUGCUGCGCCAGCUACAAGAGGCAGAGGAGCAGUUCUCUGCCGAGUCGGCGUGUUACCAUGACACCGUCGGCAGCCUGGAGCAAGAGAUUCACCACAUGAAGGAGGACAUGACGAGGCACCUUCGGGAGUACCAGGACCUGCUCAACGUCAAGAUGGCCCUGGACAUCGAGAUUGCCACCUACAGGAAGCUGCUGGAAGGGGAGGAGAGCAGGAUUGCUGUCCCCAUCCAGUCCUUUGCCUCUCUCAGCUUUAGAGACUACGCCUACAAUCCACAGGAUGUUCAAACCAGGAAGACCGUGUUAAUCAAAACUAUUGAGACCCAGGAUGGAGAGGUGGUGAAUGAAUCUCGGAAGGAGCAGCAGAACGAGCGUGAUCAUUGAAUCGAUACGGCGCUGGUUCAAGGCCAGACUCGACCCAAGCAGAAGACUGGUUUUAGUUUUUCUUUUUUCUCUUUCCCCCAUUUCCCGCCCUCCCCCUUUCGUCUUUAAAUUCUGUCGCCCGCGGUUUGAAGCUUGGAGCUGCGACGAGCUUCCAAUUCACCCAUUGCUCGUGUUUAGUUGCACACCUUGCCCAGGCAGCAAGCAGGCCCAAACCCUCUCAACGCACCUCCGUCACCAUGGCAACGGGAGCUGUGGCCCACCGAGUCCGCAUCUCCACCCACCCUACACGAUCCCAUUCCGCUUCUGCCCACACUAGGGGAUUAUGGGGGGAAAGGCAGGAGAAUGGGGUUAGGAGGGAGAGAUAGAUCAGCCGUGAUUGAAUGGCGGAAUGGAUGGGAUGGGCCGAAUGGCCUCAUUCUGCUGCUGUCACUUCUGACCUUAUGACUCCACCAUUCGCAUAGAACAGCACAAUGCAGGAACAGGCCCUUCGGCCCACAAUGCCUGUGCUCAACACGAUGCCUAGACCAUCUCUGAUCUGCCUGCAUGUGAUCCAUAUCCCUCCAUUCCCCCCAUGUCCAUGUGCCCAUCCAAAAGCCUCUUAAACACCACUAUCGUAUCUGCCUCCACCACCAACACCCCCGGCAGCACGUUCCAGGCGCCCACCAUUCUGUGUGUGUUUUCAAUAAAAAAACUCCCCACAAAUUUCCUCAAAUUUUUUUUUUAUUCCCACCCAGUGCGAAAGGCUCUGACUGUCUACCCUAUCUAUAAUUUUAUUAACCUCUAUCAGGUCUCCCCGCAACUUCUGGCAUCCAGGGAAAACAAUUCAAGUCUUCCCAACCUCUCCCUGUAGCUGAAACCCUCGAAUCCAGGCAUCAUUCUGGUAAACCUCCUCUGCACCCUCUCCAGAGCCUCCACACCCUGUAAUGGGGUCUCCAGAACUGCACGCAAUACUCCAAAUACUGACCGACCACAGCCCUCCUGACUCUUGUACGCUAGAUUCCCGUUGCAUCAGCCAAUUAACUAACGAACCCGCACGUCUUUGGGAUGUGGAGCGCCCGGAGGGAGCCCACGCGGUCACGGGGAGAACGUGCAAACGCCACACAGACAGACGGGAGUGAACCCUUCCCCUUCUCCCUCCCCACUCCCCGGGAGAUUCUUGAGGGAAAGCUUUCAGAUUCCCUCAUCCCUUUGUUUGAAGAACUCCCCUCUGACAUUGGGCCUAAGCAGCCCGCCUCCCGGAGGUUUUUGUCAGUCUCCCUACCUGCUUCUACUACCUGCAACCUCCGGGAACCGCACGGAAACCUUGGGUGGGGCGCAAAGUCUUCAGAGGUUUCCGUUCAGGUUUCCUAAGUGGGACAGGGGCAUUACACUCUGGUGAACAUGGAUAGUCAAGUCAAGAGAGUUUAUUGUCAUGUGUUCCAGAUAGGACAAUGAGAUUCAUACUUGCUUUGGGUCGGGACCCUUUGAAACGUCACCUAUCCAUGUUCUCCACAGAUGCUGCCUGACCCGCUGAGUUACUCCUGCACUCUGUGAAACGUCACCUAUCCAUGUUCCCCACAGAUGCUGCCUGACCCGCUGAGUUACUCCAGCACUGUGAAACGUCACCUAUCCAUGUUCUCCACAGAUGCUGCCUGACCCGCUGAGUUAUUCCAGCACUCUGUGAAACGUCACCUAUCCAUGUUCUCCAC
Leucoraja erinaceus (little skate) is the source of this 3150-nucleotide messenger RNA. Its product is annotated as peripherin-like. The transcript is spliced from 9 exons. Gene Ontology annotation, cellular component: plasma membrane; type III intermediate filament; axon. NCBI's taxonomy places the organism in Eukaryota, Metazoa, Chordata, Chondrichthyes, Rajiformes, Rajidae. The record is from RefSeq and is a predicted model, not a curated record. Bases 92 to 1462 code for a protein of 456 amino acids.